Messenger RNA from Protopolystoma xenopodis, 639 nucleotides. The record is from the annotation of a GenBank genome assembly. Lineage: Eukaryota; Metazoa; Platyhelminthes; Monogenea; Polystomatidea; Polystomatidae.
AUGCGGCUAUGGCAACAGUGCAAGUUCUGCUGGAAACCGUUUGCCUCUCACGCGGCUCACGACAGCCACGUCCGUCGGACGCAUCCUUCGACAAGCGGUGAUCACACGACGCCCCAACCUCGCCACCAUCCACAAUCUCACCAACAUGCCGUCAAAGCGUCGUCUGGCGAGGCGCAUUCGCUACAGUUACGCCAACCAUCAGCAUCGACAUCAACAUCAACAGCAACAGCCAUGGCAACAAGCAGCCCAACAGUGUUGCAGUCAAGCGGACACGAGAUGAGCUCGCUUCUCCUCUUCCCGACCGGCCAGACGCCGUCGGCCGGAGGCGAGCCGAUCGCCGGUCUGUCCGACGUCUGCGGCAGCGCAUCUGUCGUCAUGGCAACCGAGUCGACUGCUGCGCGAGUUGGCGCCUCGAAGGAGGCCGCGGACGGCCGUCAACUCGGCUCGGCGCCAGUUGUACCCGCUGCACAGACCAAGCCGAACAUGUUGUUGGCGUCGUUGUCCGAUCUCUCCGCCACGACCGGCCUGGCUGAGGCGCAGGCGCUGCAAGUGCUGCUCGGCUCGUUGGCGCUGGCGCGCAGCCUCGGGCGGACGACGCGAAUGCCGACAGUUUGGCCGAAGUUGGGCGCGACCGACUGA